This is a messenger RNA of Sinocyclocheilus grahami, 753 nucleotides long. RefSeq names its product protein SSXT-like. The transcript is spliced from 7 exons. Lineage: Eukaryota; Metazoa; Chordata; Actinopteri; Cypriniformes; Cyprinidae. The annotation marks the transcript as partial. Gene Ontology annotation, cellular component: nucleus. Gene Ontology annotation, molecular function: transcription coactivator activity. Gene Ontology annotation, biological process: positive regulation of transcription by RNA polymerase II. The record is from RefSeq and is a predicted model, not a curated record.
UUCCUAUUUCACUCGGUGAUCAAAGCUCUUUUCUCGUUGCUCUCUGGCAGCUACCAACAGAUGCUACACAGAAAUCUAGUGUAUCUGGCCACAAUAGCAGACUCCAAUCAGAACAUGCAGUCUCUGCUUCCCGCCCCACCCACUCAGAACAUGCCCAUGACUCAGAGUGGAGCGACUCCACAGCUGCCCCACGGUCACAGUAUGCCGUCAGACGGGCCGCCCGCAGCACACAUGCAGGGCCAGAUGAACGGACAGAUGCCAGGUCCAACCCACAUGUCCAUGCAGGGCCCCGGGCCCAACCAGACACCCAGCAUACCCAGCGGCUCCAUGAACAUGCCACCCAGCAGCCAUGGCACCAUAGGGGCGUAUAACCACACAGUGCCCUCCUCGCAGGCAAUACAGUCACAGGGGCAGAUGAACAUGAGCCAGGGGCAGCCCAUGGGCAACUACGGCCCUCGGCCCAACAUAAACAUACAGCCCAAUCAGGGGCCUAUGAUGCACCAGCAGGCUCCUUCCCAACAGUACAACAUGGCCCCUUCUGCUGGCAGUGGGCAGCAUUUCCAGGGGCAGCAGAACCCCAUGGGCAUAAUGGGUCAAGGCAAUCACGUGUUGGGACAAAGGCCCAUGCCUCCCUACAGGCCUCCACAUCAAGGACCUCCUCAGCAAUAUCCUGGUCAAGAGGAGUACUACACGGAGCAAUACAGCCAUGGAGGACAGGGGGCGCCAGAGGGUAAUGCACAGUUUGGUCAGUGA